AUGAGACUCUAAAGAUGGCAUCGCUUUUACGAUUAAAUUGCAUGUGCUCAAAAUCUUUUACCCCAACUAAUAAAAUAGACAGAUUAGUGCAGUUAAUUUCUGUAUCUGCCAAGGCAGCAAACACUAGUAGAAUUUCAGACGGAUUUACUUGUAGGUGUGGAAAAAAAAUAAAUAGUGCACGCAGUUCGAACAAUCAAACUCCAUCAAGUUCAACAAGAAGAUUUUCAUCAAGUCAAAUGAAACAUGAUUUACUUUCUAAGAACACUGUAUAUGCCGGGUAUGAAAGACCAAGGCAAAAAUUCCUGCAUCAUAGAGUAAUAUCGUGGUACCAGUCACGGUUAUUUUCUACUGGAUCAAAUUGGGAUGAUGGGGGAGAAGGGAAUCGUGACCCUGCAGAAUCACCAGUUAUUCAACAAGGCCCCCCAAAUCCCGUUGGAGCCCUUACAUCAAUGACUAUUCCUGACAUUUUCCCUAAAGUACCAGUUAUUGCUAUAAGCAGAAACCCUGUUUUUCCAAGAUUUGUAAAAAUGAUUGAGGUGACUGACCAAUCUCUAGUUGAAUUAUUAAGACGAAAAGUGAAGUUGAAUCUACCUUAUGCUGGAGUCUUUUUGAAACGAGAAGAGAGUAAUGAGGCUGAAGUUGUUAAAAAAAUGGACGAUAUUUAUCAGGUUGGAACAUUUGUACAGAUAUCUGAAAUGCAAGAUCUCGGUGAUAGACUUCGUCUUAUAGUCACUGGGCAUAGAAGAAUUAAAAUAACUGGUUUACUAGCAGAUGAAAUAGAAGAAAUUCCAGAGAUUAAGGAUGUUGACACUAACACAAACAAUCAAAAGAAACGUAGAAGAAGGAGGAAUGGCAAAAAAGAAGACAAAAGUGAUGAAUUAAAAGAAAAUAUGGAAGAAGUGAAAGUAGAAAGUGGUGAUGUUGUAAAGGAUUCCACUGAAGAGAUAAAGGAUGUACCAACAGAGGAACCUGUGUUGAAACAAAUAGAGAAUGUUUUAAUGGUAGAAGUUGAAAAUGUCUAUCAUGAAGCUUAUGAAAGCAAUAAUGAACUCAAGGCUAUGACAUCUGAAGUUGUAAAGACUAUAAGAGAUGUAAUAAAUAUGAGUCCUUUAUACAGGGAGAAUUUGGCUCAAAUAAUACAUGCUGGACAAAGAGUUAUAGAUAAUCCUGUCUAUAUUAGUGAUUUAGGAGCUGCCUUAACUUCGGCUGAACCUGCAGAACUUCAAGAUGUGUUAGAAGAAAGAAAUAUUCAAAAACGUUUAAUGCUGGCAUUAUCAUUAUUAAAAAAGGAAUAUGAAUUAAGUAAAUUACAGCAAAAAAUUGGACGUGAGGUGGAAGAAAAGGUAAAAAAACAACAUAGAGAAUAUAUAUUGAAAGAGCAACUUAAAAUAAUCAAAAAAGAACUGGGUUUAGAGAAAGAUGAUAAAGAUGCCAUAGAAGAAAAAUUCCGAGCCAGAUUAAAGGAUUUGAAUGUACCUCCACAUGUUAAAGAAGUUAUUGAUGAAGAAAUAGGAAAACUUUCCUUCUUAGAUAAUCACUCAUCAGAAUUCAAUGUAACAAGAAACUAUUUAGAUUGGUUAACAAUUCUACCAUGGGGUAAAUAUAGUGAAGAAAAUUUAGAUUUAAAACAAGCUAAAGAAGUCUUAGAAGAAGAUCAUUAUGGUAUGGAUGAUGUCAAAAAACGAAUUUUAGAAUUUAUUGCCAUAAGUCAAUUAAAAGGAAGUACCCAGGGUAAAAUAUUGUGUUUUUAUGGUCCACCUGGUGUGGGUAAAACAAGUAUAGCUAAAUCUAUAGCCAAGGCUUUAAAUAGAGAGUAUUUUAGAUUUAGUGUUGGCGGCAUGAGUGAUAUAGCAGAAAUUAAAGGACAUAGGAGAACGUAUGUUGGUGCCAUGCCAGGUAAAGUUAUACAGUGCUUAAAAAAGACUAAAACCGAGAAUCCAUUAAUCCUAAUAGAUGAAGUUGAUAAAAUUGGUAAAGGCUAUCAAGGUGAUCCUGCAUCAGCUUUGUUGGAACUUUUAGAUCCAGAACAAAAUGCUAAUUUUCUUGAUCAUUAUUUAGAUGUAACUGUUGAUAUGUCAAAAGUACUAUUUAUCUGCACAGCUAAUGUUAUAGAUACAAUACCAGAACCAUUACGUGAUAGAAUGGAGAUGAUAGAUGUGUCAGGUUAUGUGGCAGAAGAAAAAUUAGCUAUAGCUAAUAAAUAUUUAGUAAAACAAGCUGAAGUAGGAAGUGGAUUGACAUCAGAUAAAGUAAUUAUUGGUGAUGAUGCUAUGGAAGUGCUGAUUAAAUCUUAUUGUAGAGAAAGUGGUGUCAGAAAUCUUCAAAAACAAAUUGAAAAGAUAUUUAGAAAAGCAGCAUUAAAGAUAAUAAGUGAUCAAAUAGAGAAAUUGAGUAUUACAAAAAAUAAUCUACAAGAUUUUGUAGGGAAACCUGUUUUUACGUCCGAUAGAUUAUAUGAUACAACACCUCCUGGUGUUGUCACAGGAUUAGCAUGGACGGCAAUGGGUGGCUCAACAUUAUUUAUAGAAAGUGUAUUGAAAAAGCCAUAUGAUUCUACUUCCAAAGAUCCAGGUGCAUUAGAAACAACUGGUAACCUAGGUAAUAUAAUGAAAGAAAGUAUUCAGUUAGCUUAUACAUAUGCGAAAGCUUUUCUCACAGAAGCCCAUCCAAGCAAUGAUUUUCUACAGAAAGCUCAUCUCCAUCUUCAUGUACCAGAGGGUGCAACACCUAAAGAUGGGCCCAGUGCUGGAUGUACUAUUGUUACAGCUUUAUUAUCAUUAACACUACAUAAACCUGUACGUCAUAAUCUAGCUAUGACUGGGGAAAUUUCUUUAACAGGCAAAAUUUUACCGGUCGGGGGAAUAAAGGAGAAAGUAAUUGCCGCUAAAAGAGUGGGUGUCAACUGUAUAAUUCUACCAGAAGAAAAUAGAAAAGAUUUUGCUGAUUUAGCCAGUUUUAUAACUGAUGGUUUAGAAGUUUAUUUUGUUGAGCAUUAUGGCGAUGUAUAUCACAUAGCCUUCCCUGAUCUAUAAAUUAUAUAUUUAAUCAUUGUUUGUUAAUAAAUUGUUAAAUAUGUAAAAAAGGAAUUUCAAAAAGUGUAUUUUAAGUUUUUUAAGUGUUUUGUAAAGAAAAAAUAAAACUUUCAAUAUUACAUUUGAAAGUUUUUAAGCGCUAUUAAACAUAUAAAAUAUAUGUGUAUAUUUUGUGUAUGUUUACUGUCAAAAAGUCUCCACAUUACAUCAUGUUAGUUUUACAGGUCCAGUUUUUGUUUUCAUUGUUAGAGAUUAGAAAGACGAAAAUGAAAUGAGAAAGGAUUGACAUAUAUCUUCAUAAAUGGAGUAAAAUAUGUAGAAAUUAAAUCUCGCAGAGGUUUUAAUUGAGUGUAAUUAAGCUAGAGUGAUAUUAUCAUUUGAUCUUGAUAACGAUAAGAGAAUACUUGUCGAAACGUCGCGCUAUGCCUAUAAACCAGUGAUUGUAUUUCCAUAUUAACUGUGUUGUGUUUUUUUUGGGUUUUUUUGAUAUUAUCUUGAUUAAGCUUGGAUAAACAUGAACGUUUAUUCAGAAUACCCAGUAUUGUCAUUAAUAUAUUAAGUAAGUUUGAUUUCAAUAUUAUUAAUAAUGCCAAUCAUGUAUCAAAUAUAUAUUUAAUUAUCGUCAUAUAUAGUUGUCCAUUCUGAAAUAUUGUCAUAGAUGGAACUAUAGUGCAUAAUUUUCAGAUUAUCUUACUUUUAUGUACAAUUUGUGGGAAAAGGAAACAUCUUGAUUCGAGCAUGUUGAAAGUCAGCACAUCAGCAUACAGGUAUCAAGUUGGUUUGUAAGUAGAUUAUAUAUAACUCAAAUAAGUAAAGAAUACAAUAAUUGUAAUUUUACAAUAAAGGUAUUGCAAUAUUAAA
Patella vulgata (common limpet) is the source of this 3893-nucleotide messenger RNA. Its product is annotated as lon protease homolog, mitochondrial. NCBI's taxonomy places the organism in Eukaryota, Metazoa, Mollusca, Gastropoda, Patellidae. The record is from RefSeq and is a predicted model, not a curated record. Gene Ontology annotation, molecular function: single-stranded DNA binding; ATP hydrolysis activity; ATP-dependent peptidase activity. Gene Ontology annotation, biological process: mitochondrion organization; protein catabolic process; protein quality control for misfolded or incompletely synthesized proteins. Gene Ontology annotation, cellular component: mitochondrial matrix. The transcript has 22 exons. The coding region runs from base 15 to 3032 and encodes 1005 amino acids.